This is a messenger RNA of Puntigrus tetrazona (Sumatra barb), 1329 nucleotides long. RefSeq names its product claudin-10 (gene cldn10c). NCBI's taxonomy places the organism in Eukaryota, Metazoa, Chordata, Actinopteri, Cypriniformes, Cyprinidae. Gene Ontology annotation, molecular function: structural molecule activity. The record is from RefSeq and is a predicted model, not a curated record. The transcript has 4 exons. Gene Ontology annotation, biological process: bicellular tight junction assembly; cell adhesion. Bases 111 to 917 code for a protein of 268 amino acids. Gene Ontology annotation, cellular component: plasma membrane; bicellular tight junction.
CCACAAACAGAGAGCGCUAGAUCUGUCCAGACCUCGAGGAAGGUUCGUCUGUCCUCUCGCUGAGUUCUGCUUUCGAAGAUCAUCUUCAUCUGGAUCGGGCUCAUCCCAGCAUGCAUUACAGAACGGUCAUUAUGUACACUGAAAUGGGGUGCUUUGUAGCGUGCGUUUGUGGGUGGAUCCUGGUUUGUUCCACGAUGCCAAUAGAAUAUUGGACUUAUUCUGAAGUGGAGAGUAUAGUUCUGACAUCUGGUCACUAUUUCUCCAACCUCUGGAAAGACUGUCUGUCCGACUCCACUGGCAUUUCUGACUGCAAAGAUUUCCCGACCCUGCUGGCCUUGCAGACAUACAUUCAUCUGUGCCGAUCUCUUGUCAUCAUCUCUAUCAUUCUGGGGUUAUUCGGGUCUAUUCUGGCUUUGGUGGGGAUGAAGUGCACAAAACUCGGAGGGUCUGAAUAUGUGAAUGCGAGAGUUACCUUUGCCGCAGGGAUGAAUUACCUUGUAUCAGGUAAACACUUGCACUUGUCCAGCAUGUUCCAGGACGCAAGCUUGACCCGUGUCUCUGUUUUAGGUCUCUGCGGUAUGGUUGCUUACAGCUGGUAUGCCCACAAGGUUAUUUCUGAGUUCAUGGAUCCAAAUUACAAAGCAAAAAAGUUUGAGCUGGGAUCGGCUCUGUUCGUGGGCUGGGGCGGCUCGGCUCUCCUCGUGGUCGGAGGCUUUGUGUACAGCAUCACUGCAGGGAAGGAGGGCUUCCAAUCCAGCUCCAAGACCCAAGAGAUGUCCUAUCACACUCCUUCCUCCAAUCACUCCGAAGCAAACCAGAAGACAUACAGUCCUCCGCUGUCUCCCAUCCCUGACAGAGCAAACCAGACGUACAGCAAAGCCCACAAAGGAUCUCACGCCGUGGACGCUUACGUCUGAUCGGUUCCCUUCACAUCGUCCGAGUGUUUCACAACUUUCAGAGUUAGUGCUAAUUUGAGGCAAGUCUUUGUAAUGCCAUGAGCAAAGUGAUCGAGACACUGGUGUUUCAAUCAAAAACAAAAAGAAUGGAUUGAUGGGAGUGAACUGGAUCUGCUACUCUAUGCUGAUAAAGACCGAUGAUCAGGACUUCUACACGUCCAAUUCAAAACUUCUCUCUGAAAAAAACAAUGAAGGAUUUAAUGUGUAUCUAGUCUAAUGAUUAUUUGUUCAGAUUUACUUUAGUAUUGUAUCACAGUACGAAUUCAAUAGUGUUGUCUACCAAUACCAGUAAAAUUUCCUGGUUCUCUGUACUAUAGUAAAACUAUUUCAACUAUUUAACAGUUAAAAUGUUAAUAAAAUACCUUAAAAUGUA